Molecule: messenger RNA, 1543 nt
Organism: Salvia miltiorrhiza (redroot sage)
Lineage: Eukaryota; Viridiplantae; Streptophyta; Magnoliopsida; Lamiales; Lamiaceae
Product: AAA-ATPase ASD, mitochondrial-like
Exons: 1
Coding region: 1-1377 (458 amino acids)
Molecular function (GO): ATP binding; ATP hydrolysis activity
Source: RefSeq, a predicted model, not a curated record
AUGAGGUUUGGAGAAGUAUUUGCUCAAUUAGGAUCGGUGAUUGCUGGUUUGAUGUUCUUGAAAGCAAUCUUAGAACAAUACCUACCUCGUGAGCUCAAAAGCUCCUUCGACAAACACUCUCAGAGACUCUUCAAUUUCUUCUCCCCUUACAUCCAAAUCAGCUUCAACGAGUUCACCGGCGAGCGCUUCAGGCGGAGCGACGUCUACGCCGCCAUCGAGACCUACCUCAGCUCCACCUCCGCCACCCAGGCGCGGCGGCUCAAGGCCGAUGCUGUCCGGGACAGCACGCAGGCGGUGUCCCUCAGCUUGGACGACAACGAGGAGGUCGCCGACGAGCACGCCGGCGUCAAGGUCUGGUGGGCCUCCGGCAAGCACGUCGCCAAGAACCAGACGUUUUCCUUCCAACCAGCAAGCGACGAGAGGCGUUUCUACAACCUCAGGUUCCACAAGAAGCAUAGAAGCUUCAUCAUCGAGACUUACCUCAACCACGUGAUGAAGGAGGGGAAGGCCAUCGAGGUGAGGAACCGGCGGCGGAAGCUCUACACCAACAGCGGCGCCGCGUGGAGCCACGUGGAGUUCGAGCACCCGGCCACGUUCGAGACGCUGGCGAUGGAGCCGGAGAGGAAGCGGGAGGUCGUGGAGGACCUGCUGUCGUUCAGCAGGGGCGAGGGGUUCUACAAGAGGAUCGGGCGGGCGUGGAAGCGGGGGUACCUCCUCCACGGCCCGCCCGGGACGGGGAAGUCCACCAUGAUCGCCGCCAUGGCGAACCUCCUCAAUUACGACGUCUACGACCUCGAGCUCACGGCGGUCAAGGACAACACGGAGCUGAAGAAGCUGCUGAUCGCGACGUCCAGCAAGGCCGUGAUCGUGAUCGAGGACAUCGACUGCUCCGUGGACCUCACGGGGCAGAGGAGGGGGAAGAGGAGAGAGAGCGGAGAGGAGAGAGAGAAUGCAGUGCUGCAAUUGCAAAAGAUGGGAAUAGUGGAAGAAAGUGAGGCGAAGAGCAGCAAGAUCACGCUUUCAGGGCUGCUCAACUUCAUAGAUGGGCUGUGGUCGGCUUGCGGCGGGGAGAGGAUCAUCGUGUUCACGACCAACUACGUGGAGAAACUGGAUCCGGCGUUGAUCCGGCGAGGACGGAUGGACAAGCACAUCGAGCUGUCGUACUGCAGCUUCGAGGGGUUUAAGGUUUUGGCCAAGAACUAUGUUGGAGUGGAAUGGCAUGAUUCGUUUCCCAGAAUUGAGGUUUUAUUGGGACAAGUGAAGAUGACUCCCGCAGAUGUUGCCGAGAAUUUAAUGCCCAAAAGCAUACCUGGAGAUGCAGAUGAGAGCUUCAACAAUCUGGUUAUGGCGCUCCACGCAGAGCGCAAACAAAUCUAGCCCUUUUUCACAUUCUUAAUUCUUCUCAUUACCCUCAAAUUCAACCAAAUUUGUAAUUUUCCUGCUAAUUCCUAGACUCAACUUUCUUCUCCACUUGUUUUUAGGUGGGAUGGUUUUUCUUGGUAUUAUUGUUUUGUUUAUAAAGCAGAGGAUUUGAUUUUGAAAA